Messenger RNA from Phaethon lepturus (White-tailed tropicbird), 1234 nucleotides. It is a transcript of the gene MAP2K2, whose product is annotated as mitogen-activated protein kinase kinase 2. Gene Ontology annotation, biological process: protein phosphorylation. Lineage: Eukaryota; Metazoa; Chordata; Aves; Phaethontiformes; Phaethontidae. The annotation marks the transcript as partial. The transcript is spliced from 10 exons. Gene Ontology annotation, molecular function: ATP binding; protein kinase activity. The record is from RefSeq and is a predicted model, not a curated record.
UCCCUCCUAUCUCCUCCUCCCCUCUCCAGAGCAAAUCUGGUGGAUCUUCAGAAGAAGCUCGAGGAACUGGAGCUGGAUGAGCAGCAGAAGAAGCGCCUAGAAGCUUUCCUCACGCAGAAAGCCAAAGUGGGCGAGCUGAAGGAUGAUGACUUUGAGAGGAUCUCCGAACUGGGGGCUGGCAAUGGCGGUGUGGUCACCAAAGUGCAGCACAAACCCUCAGGGCUCGUUAUGGCACGGAAGCUGAUUCAUUUAGAAAUCAAACCAGCCAUCAGGAAUCAGAUUAUCCGAGAGCUGCAGGUGCUGCAUGAGUGUAAUUCCCCAUAUAUUGUGGGUUUCUAUGGAGCCUUCUACAGCGAUGGAGAGAUUUCCAUCUGCAUGGAGCACAUGGAUGGUGGCUCUUUGGAUCAAGUGUUGAAAGAAGCCAAAAGAAUUCCCGAAGAAAUCUUGGGGAAAGUCAGUAUAGCGGUUCUGAGGGGCUUGGCAUAUCUGAGAGAGAAGCACCAGAUCAUGCACAGAGAUGUGAAGCCUUCUAACAUCCUGGUUAAUUCUCGAGGAGAGAUUAAGCUGUGUGAUUUUGGGGUCAGCGGUCAACUCAUUGACUCCAUGGCAAACUCUUUUGUGGGAACUCGGUCCUACAUGUCUCCCGAGCGGUUGCAGGGCACCCACUACUCGGUCCAGUCCGACAUCUGGAGCAUGGGUCUGUCAUUAGUGGAGCUGUCUAUCGGAAGGUACCCAAUCCCCCCGCCAGACUCCAAGGAACUGGAAGCAAUAUUUGGCCGUCCUGUGGUGGACGGGGCAGAGGGAGAGUCCCACAGCAUCUCGCCGCGGGCCAGGCCCCCAGGACGCCCCGUCAGUGGCCACGGGAUGGACAGCCGGCCUGCGAUGGCCAUCUUUGAACUGCUGGAUUAUAUAGUUAAUGAGCCACCUCCCAAGCUGCCGAAUGGAGUUUUCACGCAAGAUUUCCAGGAGUUUGUAAAUAAAUGCUUAAUUAAAAAUCCAGCAGAACGGGCAGAUCUGAAGAUGCUGAUGAGUCACACCUUCAUCAAACGCUCCGAAGUGGAGGAGGUGGAUUUCGCCGGCUGGCUGUGCAAGACGCUGCGGUUGAACCAGCCCAGCACACCCACCCGUGCUGCCAUGUGAGGGCCGAGCCGACCGCCUGGUGUCAGUACAUCUGCCUCUGUCACCAUUUCCUCUCCCUCAGUAAAUGACAGAACUGCCCUCCUUCCUUCUCCCC